AUGGCUCAGCAGUUUUUAAGCAAUCAAAUUAUCACCUUGAAGAUGUAGGUAUUUAUUUAUUUGAGAUAAACAUACUACUAGAAAGAUUAAGUUAUUGAUAUGAUAUUAAUAGUUGAUGACACUUAUAAGUUUCAUGAGGAAAAUAUGAACACAGACAAUCAUUCACAUUAUAGUUUCUAUACAAAGAGAUUGCCUGUUGGAGUAACUAAUGCUAUUAAUAAUGGUGGCUCUUGUAUCUACUUUAACCCACUAAUACCUAUCAAGACCUUUAAGAAUCAGUAUGAUCCAAGUGCGAAAGAUCUCAGAAAGAUCAAAUACGGAGUAAUAAGCACAGAAAACGCUGUUAACGAUUUGAUUAGCUGGAAUGCUUUUGCUUUUGCUGGUAGACUACAAAAACCAAUCUUAACCUUCAUUAAUGAAUAAGAAAAUCAAGAAGUGCAUUUGGCAAAUGAGAAAAAUAGAGACAUGGCUUUGAAUUAAGCGAUUUUUAUGAACUUUCACCAGCAAAAGAAUGUUCAUUUGAUGGACUUAUACACUGACUUGUGUAGUUUGUCCUAUAGAGGAGAUAUUCGAAUGCGGUUUAAAAUGGAAAACCCUAAUAAAGUCAAGAACGUUGUCCUAGGUAGUUUCGAUCUCCUGAAUGAAGUUUAUCAGCCUAGACUAAAAAAUCUAGUCAAUGAUGGCAUCUUGGAAUAAGUUGAUAGCGAGAUGUUUAAAAUGAAGGCUUCUACUACAAAUGUACAGUAUUUAUUUGACCGAAUACCAGAUAGACUAAAAACAGAUAUGAAGAAGUCUGUAGUCCAGCUUAGCUUAAGGGAACUUUAGGAGGAUGUGCAGAAAAAUCUUGAAUCUGUAGUAUAUAAGACAUCUAAAGAAAUGAUAUUAAGUGGCCUGUACUCUACAAACCCUCUGAAAAAUCUGGCAUAUGUAUAUUCCAAAUACCAAAAAGGCAGGGGCAAAAAGUGA
This is a messenger RNA of Stylonychia lemnae, 966 nucleotides long. Lineage: Eukaryota; Ciliophora; Spirotrichea; Sporadotrichida; Oxytrichidae. The record is from the annotation of a GenBank genome assembly.